Molecule: messenger RNA, 3895 nt
Organism: Homarus americanus (American lobster)
Lineage: Eukaryota; Metazoa; Arthropoda; Malacostraca; Decapoda; Nephropidae
Gene: Nep2
Product: neprilysin-2-like
Exons: 14
Coding region: 430-2781 (783 amino acids)
Biological process (GO): protein processing
Cellular component (GO): plasma membrane
Molecular function (GO): metalloendopeptidase activity
Source: RefSeq, a predicted model, not a curated record
UGUGUUUUCAGUGUGCUCGGGACUACCAAGCCGUCGAGUUGUGUGUGCCGACCGCUCUGGCCCUGUCUCUCGCUCACAACACACUCCACUGCGUCCGUAUCCUACUACAGAAGAAAGAUCCCUUGCCAUCGUGUCUCUGAGUCCUAUUAUAGUCCUGCGAGUAAUGCUAAGAUAUCCGUUCCUUAUUUAAAGCCUUAAAAUAUCCUGUUAAAACAUCCUACGGGUUAUCCUAAACUGCUUGGUUCAAUUCAUAAAGGAAUCAGCAUCAAUGUACUGUUAUAAGAAAAUCAAAUCGUAUUUAUAAUAAGCCCAGGGAGGGGAGGUGUCUGUGUUUGAAGCGAGUUUAAGACAUCACACCAUCCACACCACACAUUCACUGCCCGUUUUGUUGUGGUGGUUGGUCAGAUACAGUGCCAAGCCAACCCCAAGAUGCCAGAACGGGUCAAUCCCAACAAGGCGGAGAGCCAGAUGACCCUUGCCAGCGCCCGAAGUAUGUCUGAUGAAAAGCAGCCGGGUUGGUUCGGGAGGAGGACUCGGAUGGAGAGGUACUUGAUGCUAGCGGCGACUACUGUGGUCUUCGUGGUGGUGGCGCUGGCGAUCUCUUUAGCCUCUGUCAUCUACGGGUACAGGACGGGUAUUCUUCACGGCGAUGUAGAUGCCUCAUUGCUGCCUGUUGUCUCAGCAGCCCUCACCGGCUGCCCGGAUACUACUACUUCGACAGGCGGGUCCUCCGACGUCUGUCUCACCCAGGGCUGUGUUAAGGCUGCCGCCAGCUUGGUCGACUCCAUGGACCAAACAGUUAACCCGUGUGAAGACUUCUUUAAGUUCGCCUGUGGUGGGUUCCUUAAGACCAAGAUCAUCCCGGACGAUAAGACGGCUCUCUCCCGCUUCAACGAGGUCUCCGAUGACCUCCAGGAGAAGCUGAGAGGUCUGGUGGAGGCUGAGGAGACAUCCAAAGACUCACCCUCUACCAAGAUGGUCAAGGCACUUUAUAAGUCUUGUACUAAUACAGAGAGUAUCAAGAAGCACGGUUUGGAGCCACUGAAGGGGAUACUGAAGAAGAUGGGAGGUUGGCCGGUGCUGGAGGGAGACACCUGGAAGCCCUCGGCCUUCCAGUGGACCAGUAACAUCUACAUCAACCGUCAACUGGGUUACUCUCUCGACUACAUCUUCGACUUCUCCGUCACCACCAACAUCAAGAAUUCUACCUGGAGGAUUAUUGACAUUGACCAGCCGCCCCUCGGUAUGCCAUCCCGCAAGUACCUUCUGAAGGGGCUCAACGACAGUGACGUACAAGCCUACUACAACUACCAGGUCAACUUGGCUGAGCUCCUCGGUGCUGACAGGACUAGGGCUAUGGUGGAGCUCAAGGAAUCACUCGAAUUUGAAAUCCAGCUGGCUAAUUUCUCGCUGCCCAAGGAAGAGCGACGCAACGCCACCAAACUGUACAACAAGAUGACCAUUAAAGAGCUACAGGAGAUGGUGCCUGAGAUCCCAUGGCUGGAGUACAUUAACAGCAUCCUUACUCCCUUCUUCACGGUGACCAUCCAGGAGCCAGUUAUUGUCAAUGUACCCAGCUAUGUGAAGAAACUAGGCAAGCUUCUUAUCAAGACCCCCAAGAGAGUGAUAGCCAACUACAUGUUGUGGCGAGUAACAGCUGCGUCGGUGAGUUUCCUGAGUGAAGAUGCUCGUGACAUCCAGCUCGAGUACUCCAAGAAGCUGGUAGGGAAGGGGACCAGGGAGCCUCGCUGGAAGGAGUGCAUGAGAUCUGUGUCUGGCAGCUUGUCACAUGCCGUGGGGUCUAUGUAUGCACGGACAUUCUUCAAGGAGGACGCCAAGGCCGCCGCUGAUGAGAUGGUCAGAUACAUCCGUGCCGAAUUUAAAAAGAUUCUGGAAAACAUUGACUGGAUGGACGAGGCUACACGCAUCCGAGCCCUGAAGAAGGCUGAAGCCAUCACCCCUCAUAUUGCCUACCCUCCUGAGCUGCUGAUUGACGACAAGUUGACAGAACUGUAUGAUGGGUUGGAGAUCUCGAGCGGUGAACUCCUGGAGAACAUGCGGAACAUGACCAUCUUCGGUACCGACUAUUCCUUCAAGAGGCUGAGGGAGAAGAUCGACAAGAAGGACUGGAGGAAUCACGGAUCCGCAGCUGUCGUCAAUGCUUUCUACAGCCCAUUGGAGAACUCUAUCCAGUUCCCGGCCGGUAUCCUACAGGGAACAUUCUUCGGGGCCGACAGACCGAAAUAUAUGAACUUUGGAGCCAUUGGUUACGUCAUCGGCCACGAAAUUACUCACGGCUUUGAUGAUUCGGGACGACAGUUUGACGCCAAGGGUGACCUGCGUGACUGGUGGGAGAAGGAGACCAAAGAGAAGUUCCUCAAGAAGGCCAAGUGCAUCAUCGAGCAGUACGGCAACUACACCGCUCCCGAAGUGAACCUCAACCUGAAUGGUAUCAAUACCCAGGGAGAGAACAUUGCUGACAACGGUGGCAUCAAGGAGUCUUACAUGGCUUAUAAUCAAUGGGUGAAGGACAACGGUGAGGAGAAAACUCUGCCUUCCCUCCCCUACUCCACCAAACAGCUGUUCUGGAUCUCCGCGGCCAAUGCCUGGUGUGGCAAGUAUCGUCCGGAGACUCUUAAGCUGCGCAUCUUGACCGGCGCCCACUCCCCGGCGCAGUUCCGCGUUAACGGACCGUUCAGCAAUCAACCCGAGUUUGCCCACGACUGGAAAUGCCCGGCUGGCUCUACCCUCAACCCCAGCAAUAGGUGUUCCGUGUGGUAACUGGUCGUCCCCGAUUCUGUUGGACUUUGUCGUGUUGGGGAAAGUGUUAAAACACCUCGGACAUCUUCGGUGCUUCAGUGACGGCUGUAUCGCUCCUCAUCUCCAGGUCCAGAAUGUUUAGUUCACACACACCCUCAGAGAUGUCAUGUUCACACACACCCUCAAAGAUGUCAUUAACAGGCGACUUAUUUAAUACACGUCACACAUGUGCGAGGGCGGAGUCUGCUCCCCCAUGCCCUCGCGUGUGGUGUGAGACAACCCCCAGUCCACUGUAGUGCUGGGCAAGACUCCAACUAACAUAACAUAGAAUCACAUCUACAUGACCUUUAUGGUGAGGAGCCACAACCUGUCGUCCUAAGCGUGCAUAAACCAUUUGAUCCCCGGCUGGCCGGUGGGAUGGCAAGGCAACUCCCAUUUUAUUACAAUUAUAGACAGUUAAAGAGAGAUAUAUUUUUGCAAUAGCACACCCAAGAUUUUAAGUCGUGUCUUAAAUAUGAUUGAGAGUAAGUAAGGUUUAAUGGUAAAAAUUAAUUUAAAAAAAAAAACAAGAUGAAGGAGUAGGAAGGACUGAUGGUUCAUAAGACCACAGUCAGGCAUCAAGAUAUAAUGUGUUAACUAAUACAAAGUAAUAGACCCACUGAACAUGGUGCUCCCAUCCCUGUGUCCACGUCCUGAAAUAUGUUGCCUUCGUUGAGUAGUGUAGAGUCUGUACCUCCAUAGUUCUUUAUUCUUCAUUUAAUUUGGUUAUCUCUGUAGGAACAUUUUUGACUGUGAACUUGUUGGUUAAUAUACACAUAAUAUAGCUCUUGUUGUAAGCACCUUGGUGUGUGUGUAUAUGUCUGUGUGUGUGUGUGUGUGUGUGUGUGUGUGAGACUUACUUUUUCCGUGACAACAAAAUAAGUUCAAAUUCAAAACAUUACCUUCCACCGCCUUUUUUAUUAACUUAUAAUUUUAGCCAGAUUUUGAACGUAUGAUUUUAUUUACUUUAGAACAAGAAAAUAUAUUAUUCUACUGAGUGAUGAAGACCCCUGUUUAAGCUAUAUAAAGGAGUAAUGUACAGAACACCUUUUGUUAGGAAAUAUAUUUUACAAAGUUCUGUUUCUUUGACUUGAUA